This is a messenger RNA of Spodoptera littoralis (African cotton leafworm), 8601 nucleotides long. NCBI's taxonomy places the organism in Eukaryota, Metazoa, Arthropoda, Insecta, Lepidoptera, Noctuidae. The record is from the annotation of a GenBank genome assembly.
AUGUUCCAACAUCAAAUUAACGACAUUCUUGAGGGCGAUUACAUAUGGAUCGAGCCGGUGUCUGGUCGGGAGUUCGACGUGGCGAUAGGUGCACGCGUGCUUGCGGCCGAGGGGCGACGGAUUCGAGUCCGGGACGACGACGGCCACGAACAAUGGCUGCCACCAGAGCGAAGGAUCAAGGCGAUGCAUGCCACCUCCGUGCAUGGCGUCGAGGACAUGAUAUCCCUCGGUGACCUGCACGAAGCCGGCAUACUCAGAAACCUACUUAUAAGAUACAAUGAGAAUCUCAUUUAUACAUACACCGGCUCAAUAUUAGUAGCGGUGAAUCCUUACCAAAUACUGCCGAUCUACACGGCAGACCAGAUCAAGUUGUAUAAGGAACGGAAGAUUGGGGAGCUGCCUCCUCACAUCUUCGCGAUUGGCGACAAUGCGUAUGCGCAUAUGCGUCGCUACAAGCAGGAUCAGUGCAUUGUCAUCAGUGGAGAAUCAGGCGCAGGGAAAACGGAAUCUACCAAGUUGAUUCUUCAAUACCUCGCCGCGAUCAGUGGGAAGCAUUCGUGGAUUGAACAACAGAUCCUAGAAGCAAAUCCCAUUCUUGAAGCUUUUGGCAAUGCGAAGACUGUAAGAAACGACAAUUCCUCACGUUUCGGCAAAUAUAUUGACAUCCACUUCAAUAAUAGCGGCGUCAUCGAAGGCGCCAAGAUUGAACAAUAUCUUCUAGAAAAGUCUAGAAUAGUCUCCCAGGGUGCAGAGGAAAGGAAUUACCAUGUGUUCUACUGCUUACUGGCUGGUUUGUCCAAAGAAGAGAAGAAGAAGUUAGAAUUGACUGAUCCAUCUGAAUAUAGAUAUUUAUCUGGGGGAGGAAGCCUAACUUGCGAAGGCAGGGACGAUGCUGCUGAAUUCGCAGAUAUACGAUCAGCUAUGAAGGUUCUAUUAUUCACGGAACCAGAAAUAUGGGAAAUAUUAAAGCUCUUAGCAGCCGUCCUACAUACUGGUAACAUUAAAUACGAAGCUACGGUUGUGGAUAACUUAGAUGCAACUGAAAUUAUAGAACAAGCUAAUGUAAGAAGAGUGGCAACAUUGCUCGGCGUGCCCAUGCAAUCGCUUAUCGACGCACUAACUAGAAAGACACUAUUCGCUCAUGGAGAAACUGUUAUUUCAACCCUGAGUAAAACUCAAUCGGUUGAUAUCAGGGAUGCCUUUGUCAAAGGUAUCUAUGGACGCCUCUUUGUUACUAUCGUAAAGAAAAUCAACGCUGCAAUCUACAGGCCAAAGUCAACAAUGCGCACAGCUAUCGGUGUUCUUGAUAUAUUCGGUUUUGAAAAUUUCGAUCAAAAUAGUUUCGAACAAUUCUGUAUAAACUUUGCGAACGAAAACUUACAGCAGUUCUUUGUUAGACAUAUAUUCAAAUUGGAACAGGAAGAAUACAACCACGAAGGAAUUAAUUGGCAGCAUAUUGAAUUCGUAGAUAACCAGGAUGCUUUGGAUUUGAUUGCGCUAAAACAACUGAACAUUAUGGCUUUAAUUGAUGAAGAGUCGAAGUUUCCAAAGGGCACUGACCAAACAAUGUUAGCCAAGCUACACAAGACCCACGGUCUACACAGAAACUACCUCAAGCCAAAGUCAGAUAUAAACACCAGUUUUGGAUUAAACCACUUCGCUGGAAUAGUAUUUUAUGAUACGCGAGGAUUCCUUGAGAAGAACCGUGAUACGUUCAGUGCUGAUUUAUUGCAACUAAUUCACAUUUCUACAAAUAAAUUCUUGCAGCAUAUAUUCCAGGACGACAUUGCGAUGGGCUCUGAAACUAGAAAACGGACUCCGACACUUUCAACACAGUUCAAGAAAUCUUUGGACUUAUUGAUGCGAACUCUAGGAACAUGCCAACCAUUCUUCAUCAGAUGUAUAAAACCAAAUGAAUUCAAGAAGCCUAUGAUGUUUGAUCGUGGUCUGUGCUGCAGGCAAUUAAGGUACUCUGGAAUGAUGGAGACGAUUAGGAUCAGGAGGGCUGGGUACCCGAUCAGGCACAGUUUCAAGGAGUUUGUUGAGCGAUAUCGGUUCCUAAUAUCUGGUGUUCCACCGGCGCACAAGACUGACUGCCGUUCGGCUACUGCUAAAAUCUGUGCAACAGUGCUUGGCAAGUCUGAUUAUCAGCUGGGUCACACCAAAGUUUUUCUGAAAGAUGCUCACGACUUAUUCUUGGAGCAGGAAAGAGAUAGAGUGCUUACUAGGAAGAUAUUAAUUCUUCAGAGGUCUAUUAGAGGAUGGGUGUAUCGCAGACGUUUCUUGAAGAUGCGGGCGGCGGCCAUAUUGAUUCAACGUCACUGGCGCGGCAAGCUGCAGAGGAUUCGGUAUAAUAAGAUGAAGGUUGGAUAUGCGAGACUGCAGGCUUUGAUUCGUGCGAGAGUGUUGGCGCAUCGGUUCAGGCAUCUUCGGGGACACAUUGUGGCUUUACAAGCAGCAGCCCGUGGUUACUUGGUGCGUCGUUCGUACGGACACAAGAUGUGGGCUAUAGUGAAGAUCCAGAGUCAUGCGCGUCGGUUGCUGUGUAUGCGACGCUACAAGCGCAUGCGCGGCGAGGCGCGCGCGCACUCCGAGGCGCUGCGCCUGCGCCGCCAGGAGGAACUGCGCCUGCACACGCAGGGCAACACGCGCGCCAAGGAGAUCGCAGAGCACAACUACCGGGAGCGCAUGUACGAGUUGGAGAGACGCGAAGCAGAGCUGGCUUUGGAGGAGAAGAAGCAGUUGGAAGCAAAGAGGACGUUACUCCAAGAGGCAGCGAGGAAGCAGGACGAGCCUGUGGAUGACAGCAAGCUGGUGGAAGCCAUGUUUGACUUCCUACCUGACUCCAGUAGUGAGGCACCAGCUCCCAAGGACACAUCCGUCUUCAGCGACCUUCCACAACCCAGGGCUGAUCAACAGGAGAUGGUGACACCAAUGCAAACCACAUCAGAGGACGAGGAAGAUUUGUCGGAGUUCAAGUUCCAGAAGUUCGCAGCAACAUAUUUCCAAGGGAACGUCACUCAUCAGUACUCGAGGAAACCACUCAAACAUCCACUAUUGCCUCUACACACGCAAGGAGACCAGCUGGCGGCUCAAGCACUAUGGAUCACAAUACUGCGAUUCACUGGGGACCUUCCCGAGCCAAGAUACCACACUAUGGACAGAGACAACACAUCAGUCAUGUCUAAAGUGACUGCAACCCUCGGCAGGAACUUCAUCAGGUCCAAGGAGUUCCAAGAAGCUCAGAUGAUGGGCGUAGACCCUGACGCCUAUCUGAACAAACAGAAGCCGAGGUCUAUCAGACACAAGCUUGUUUCUCUGACACUGAAGAGAAAGAACAAGCUAGGAGAAGACGUCAGGAGAAAAUUACAGGAUGAGGAGUACACAGCAGACAGCUACCAGUCCUGGCUAGAAUCACGCCCAACAUCAAAUCUAGAAAAAUUACAUUUCAUUAUUGGGCAUGGUAUUCUACGGGCUGAGUUGAGAGACGAAAUAUAUUGUCAGAUCUGCAAACAGCUGACAAACAAUCCUUCGAAAUCUUCUCAUGCUAGAGGAUGGAUUUUACUUUCGUUGUGUGUUGGAUGUUUUGCUCCUAGUGAAAAGUUCGUGAAUUACCUGCGAGCUUUCAUCAGGGAAGGCCCUCCUGGAUACGCUCCAUAUUGUGAAGACCGUUUGAAACGGACAUUUAACAAUGGCACCAGGAAUCAACCACCCUCAUGGUUAGAACUUCAAGCAACUAAAUCGAAAAAGCCUAUAAUGUUACCAAUAACAUUUAUGGACGGCAACACGAAGACCUUGUUAGCAGAUUCAGCAACAACAGCGAGAGAACUGUCAGUUCACUCGGUAGUGGAGGAGAUCACGUAAUGGACGCAAUAUCACAGUGCGAACAAUACGCUAAAGAACAAGGUGCUCAAGAACGAAACGCGCCAUGGAGGUUAUUCUUUAGAAAAGAAAUAUUCGCGCCAUGGCACGACCCUACGGAAGACCAAGUAGCUACGAAUCUCAUCUACCAGCAAGUGGUUCGGGGUGUUAAAUUUGGUGAAUAUAGAUGUGAUAAAGAAGAAGACCUAGCAAUGAUAGCUGCUCAACAGUAUUACAUCGAAUACGGCCAAGACAUGAAUACCGAACGGCUAUACACGCUCCUGCCAAAUUACAUACCCGAUUAUUGUCUAACUGGUGUUGAAAAAGCGGUUGAUCGGUGGGGUGCUCUAGUAGUGCAAGCGUAUAAAAAGAGUUAUUAUGUAAAAGAAAAAGUUCCUGCUUAUAGAGUGAAAGAAGACGUAGUGAGUUACGCGAAGUUCAAGUGGCCUCUAUUGUUCUCUCGAUUUUACGAAGCUUAUAGAAAUUCUGGGCCCAACUUACCCAAGAAUGAUGUUAUAAUUGCCGUCAAUUGGACCGGAGUGUACGUCGUGGAUGAUCAGGAACAAGUUUUGUUAGAAUUGUCGUUCCCGGAGAUCACUACUGUUUCAAGUCAGAAAACAAACAAAGUAUUCACACAGACGUUCAGUCUCUCUACUGUUCGUGGCGAAGAGUUUACGUUCCAAAGCCCGAACGCUGAAGACAUUCGAGAUCUAGUGGUGUAUUUCCUAGAAGGAUUGAAAAAGCGUUCUAAGUUUGUAAUAGCUCUACAAGAUUACAAAGCACCAGGUGAGGGCUCCAGUUUCUUAACUUUCAAUAAAGGAGAUCUGAUUAUUUUAGAAGAAGACAGCACAGGAGAAUCUGUUCUAAACAAUGGCUGGUGCAUCGGUCGCUGUGAGAGAACAAUGGAACGAGGUGACUUCCCUGCGGAGACGGUCUACGUAUUACCAGCACUAACUAAACCACCUCCAGAUAUAUUGACGCUGUUCUGUCAAGAAGGUGCAUCGCAUGGUCGUCGUGCACCUACGGCCACGUACAAUGGAACAGAAAUUAAAGACAAACCGCACACGUUAUUAGAAUACGCUAUGGACCACUUCAGAUUGCCACCGAAACGUACCGUAUCCAAGGCCCUCACACUUUCCACCGCCAAAAGAGGAGGUGCUGAAGAGCUUUGGAGACACUCUAGAGAACCGGUAAAGCAGCCUCUGUUGAAGAAAUUGCAAGCGAAGGAAGAGUUGGCCGAAGAAGCCUGUUUCGCAUUCACUGCUAUUCUGAAAUACAUGGGUGACCUGCCUUCAAAGCGUCCUCGUAUUGGUAAUGAAUACACAGAUCAUAUUUUCGACGGUCCUCUAAAACACGAAAUAUUGCGGGACGAGAUUUAUUGCCAAAUUAUGAAACAACUGACUGACAACCGGAAUAGAAUGUCGGAAGAACGAGGUUGGGAACUAAUGUGGCUGGCCACAGGGUUGUUUGCAUGCAGUCAGGGACUGCUUAGGGAAUUAACUUUAUUCUUGAGAACUAGAAGAUAUCCAAUAGCUCAAGAUUCACUCCAAAGACUUCAAAAGACUUUAAGGAAUGGCCAGAGGAAAUAUCCGCCGCACCAGGUGGAGGUAGAAGCUAUACAGCACAAGACUACUCAGAUAUUCCACAAGGUGUAUUUCCCUGACGACACUGACGAAGCAUUUGAAGUGGACUCGUCCACUAGAGCAAAGGACUUCUGUCAGAAUAUAGCUCAGAGACUGAAUCUCAGAUCUAGUGAAGGCUUUAGUUUAUUCGUUAAGAUAGCUGAUAAGGUGAUAUCAGUCCCUGAGGGUGACUUCUUCUUUGACUUCGUGCGGCACCUCACGGACUGGAUCAAGAAGGCGCGACCUACUCGCGACGGCAUUACUCCGCAGUUCACAUACCAGGUGUUCUUCAUGAAGAAGUUAUGGACGAACACAGUUCCUGGUAAGGACCGGGCGGCAGACGUGAUCUUCCACUUCCACCAGGAGUUGCCGAAGUUGCUGCGCGGGUACCAUCGCUGCGGCAGGGACGAGGCUGCAAGACUCGCUGCACUCGCCUACCGCGCUCGCUUCGGAGAUAACAAACAGGAGUUACAGGCAAUACCGCAAAUGCUUCGUGAGCUGAUCCCAGCAGAUUUGAUAAAGAUGCAGAGCUCUGCUGACUGGAAGCGGGCGAUCGUGGCUUCAUACAACACAGAUGCUGGCAUGACACCUGAAGAUGCCAAGAUCACUUUCCUGAAGGUUAUCUAUCGCUGGCCCACGUUCGGAUCCGCCUUCUUCGAAGUCAAACAGACGACGGAACCAAAUUAUCCUGAGCUUCUGCUGAUCGCUAUUAAUAAACAUGGAGUGAGCUUGAUACAUCCCCAGACGAAGUGUGCAGGAGUCACAGAAGUUGGUUACCGGAGACUCGGCGACAGUAGGAAGAGUGCUUGGCGCUGCCCAAAAUGUAAGUCCGGCUCAUCUCCUUCUCAACUGGCUGUAUCGCCCCAGCCUAGCCAGCUCGACAAAAUGCAGGAGCAGCUUAUCAAGAUUGCCCUUGAUUUGGCUCCAUUGGCUGCGUUGGUUGCUGACGUGAAAUCCAUCAAACUGGAGUUGUCCGGACUCAAGGACUCCAUUGAAAUGGCACAUGACAUCAUAAACGGUUUCUCCACAAAGGUAAAAUCUCUUGAGUCAAAGGUUAUCGCGAUGGAGAAGAUGGCUGAACAAAUACCAAUCCUCCAGGAUAAUAUUGAUAAAUUAAACAGUGAAUCGCGAGACAGAGACCAAUGGGCUAGAGCUAAUAAUGUCGAGAUCAUAGGUAUACCGCAGAAGAAAGAUGAGAAUCUGUACGAUAUAGCACAGAAAAUUGGAAACCUUUGCAACAUCUCUGUACGAAAAGAAGACAUUAAUUACAUUGCACGUAUACCGACUCGCAUCCCAAAUGUAUAUAAGCCGAUUGUAGUCGCUUUUAACAGUCGCUAUACCAAGGAGGAAUUUGUGGCUUCGGCGCGUAAAAGUAAAUUGCUCAAUAUUUCCAACAUAGGAUUCUCAACGACUGCCAGCUUCUACGUCAAUGACCACUUGACUCCGACCAAUAAGUCACUUCUAAGCAAGGCGAAAGCCCUUGCGAAAGAAAAUAACUUCAAAUAUAUUUGGGACAUCCUAGUAACUCAUCCAUUCACGAGAAUAUCAAACUGGUCAUCUGGCAACACUUACUUCCACAUGACAAUUGGAAACCUCGUGCGGGGCUCGAAGCUAUUGUGUGAGACCUCACUGGGGUACAAGAUGGACGACCUGCUGACGUCAUACAUCUCCCUCAUGCUCACAAACAUGAACAAGCAGCGCUCCGUCCGCGUCAAGUAACCAUGGCAACGUGCCUGAUGACGUCAUCAUUGAUCAUAGUCAAACAAUGCGAAUAUAGAUUUUAUAGUAAUGCUAACGAGACGAGAUAAAAUGUGACCGUUUAGACUAAUAUGUGCUGUAUUUGCUUAGACUUUUAGUCGUUAUUUAAAUGACAAAAUUUUAAAUAAUUAGUAGACAAAUGAUAAUGAACUUUGUUAUUAUGUCGAUAAAGUUUCUAAUUAAUUAUCUCGUCUCGUUAUGCUCUACUUUAGACACAAUUAUUUUUAUCUGCUUACCGUUAAGUUCACACGCUUCCCAGCGGUAUAUUUAACUUAACAUAGAAUUCAGCAUUUACAUGCAGUCAGAACGAAUGCUUACAUUAAGUGUGUACAGUGUACCUGAUAUAUUUUAUUGUAUUUGAAUGUUAGAAAGAAGUACCUUACAGUUAAAAUAUAUCGGGUGGACUGUACCCCGUCACAAGCGCUGUAUCAUUGUAGAUAAACUUGAUGCACAAUUUUUGUGAUCGCGUUACUUUUGUUACGUUUGCAUUAAACAAAAUCUAAUGUAGAAUAAAUAUAUCCGUCCGUACAUUAAGAUCGAAGUAUAUCUAGAUAUUAAACGAUGUUACUGAUAUUCCAAAUCCAUACUGUUAUAGUUUUUAAGUACAACGACCUAAGUUUAGGUGUUCGGUCUAUAUAAUGUACUCUACAAUGGAAACGGCUAACAGAUACGUAUCUUAAUUAAAACCUAGUUAUUAGAUAUUCGUAUUUAUUAAAAACGUCUUUAAGUCUAAAUUGAAAUAAAUUUAUUUUAUAUAUUUUGUAUUUAUUCGGUUGUAAUAUUAACUAAUAGUCCAAAAGAUCUGUUACAUUUAUAUUUAGGUGUUCGGUAACAAAACAUGGUAUGAAAUUAUGUAGUGUCGCUAAUAAAUGCCUUAAAAAGUGCCUUGCUUGCAGUGCUACUCGCAUACGAAGCAAUAUUUACCGUACAGAAAUCAAAUAUACUCGAAAAUAAGAUUUAUCGUUGUUCGGAGUUUAAUGAAAUAGUGCUUUAAUGCAAUCGAAACAAGACGGUUAGUAUAUUACUCGAUUUUUCUCAUAUGACAUUUGCAAUCGAUUGACAAGAUUUAACAUUUGGAAAAUGACUUCAACAUCGAUACAAAUCGAGCAAUAUAUUGCCGUCGCAUUGACUAGAUGUUUAUAUAUUUAUCGUUUAGCAUAACAUCUAUAUACAAUACAUAGGUAACAUCAAUGUAUUUAUUUAAUAGGUAAAGGAAUUAUAUAAUAGGUAUCGUGUUAAAUUGAUUGUCAGUUUCAUGCCAUGAGUCCGGUGACAAUUAAAUUAUGUUUGUUUUAUUAAUAUCGCUUUAAAGUAAAAGUUGCAUUUGUGAGUGGUUGUAAACAUGAGUCACAAUGAUAUA